CUCUCUCUCUCUCUCUCUCUGCAGCGCACACCCUUCUGAAAGCAGCAGUGGGCGGUCAUCUCACGAGCAGCUCAGCUCAGUUCAGCUUCAUGAGAGGAAUGUGAGGUGCACUGAAGUUGAGGGGUCAGGUUGGGGUGUCAGCAUCAUCGUUGGCUUCUGGAUCGGCGUGACGUGCAGCAUGGCAGAGGCGGGUGAGAACAGAGAUGUGAAAGAGCGCUGCCCUCAGGUGUUUGUGGUGGACAGUAAGGCGCUGGGCGUUCCGGCCGCCGUGAAGCUGGAUGGCCAUCAUCUCUCUCUCAUCUACCUGCUGCUGGGUGUGGCACUGCUGGGCGUCUUUAUAGAGGCCGGACUCAUCUAUCAUCUCUACAACAGACUCACGGCACCAUCAGAUAGGCCCAUUCAUAACGUGGAAUAUAUGAAAGCAGAGAAUAACUCAUUUCUGAAUAAACCACACGAGCAUAAUGAAAUUUUACCCGAAAAACUCCCUGAAGAUGUGCGCAAACCUGCAGCGUUUCUACAAAAAGAACACGGGGCGUUGCGCUGGACACGAAACAUUUUCCCUACGUUCGUGACCGGUUUGCAACUCAUGAACAACAGUCUGUACAUUCAAGAGGACGGAUGUUAUUACAUCUUCUCCAAAAUGUCCUUCCUGGAGAACUGCAGUUUGGUGAAGCAUCAGGUCAUGUACAUCACAGGGAGAUACUCCGGCACCAUAGAGCUGAUGAAGAGUUCCAGAUAUCUUUGCAACAACCACAAAGACCAGUCGAUGCCAGAACGUGGCAACAGUUACCUGGGUGGAAUCUUCAACCUCGUAAAAGGUGACAGCGUGUUUGUUCAGGUCAAUAACCUCUCACUGGUGUACGGAGAAGCAUCUGAGAACUUUUUUGGUGCCUUCAAGAUCCACUGACGUCCAUACUCCUGCACACGCACGCACACUCUUUACUCUUUGUUCUCUUUACUCUCAGAUUCUCAGUUUGAAAUAUUUUUAGAUGCUAAUAUACAGUAUUUACACAUCCUGUGCUGUGUUUAUCAUUUCUAGGCGUUUGUUUUCUGUUGGGGAGCACAUCCUUCAAUUCUGGGUUUGGCGCUCAAGACAAUGUUGUGUUAAUAUAAAAUAUAAGAACAUUUCUCAUGUUUCACGUUUUUAUUACAUGUACUCUGUUUAGACUGAUGAUGUCGUGUUAGGUCAUAUUUAAAAUCUUAAGUAUGUGGUUACGGCCCAGCUAACACAUUUACGUUGUGACGACCUGGACCGGACCAUAUUCCUUGCCACGACCUACCAAAUAACGUUCCAGCGACGUAACUUUGUGAUUCCCAUAUUCGUAGUGACCAUGUAACAUUGGACGUUGCUGGGACGUGGUGAUUACCUCCUGAAGACGUAAAUGGAACGGACCAUUUUUCGUCGCAGCAACGUACCAAAUAACGUUUCUGGGACGUAACCAGUACGUCCCAACGACCAAACAGGUUGUUAAAAUCGUGUUUGUAAUUUAUUUAUACCCCUCUUUUACUAAAAUAUGUGUUUACUCUCACCUCACAUUUGUAAGGUAUAAAGUAAAGAAAGAAUAUUAAUAAACCGCUAAAAUAAUGUAUCAUGCAGUGAAGUAAAACGAAAUGACCGUUAAUGUUUAAAUGAUCUGAGCGAAACACAGUUUUAAUUGUUGUAUCUUAUUAAACUCUAGUUUAAUAGCUGUGAAAAGUUGGAUUAAUAGCAUUCGUUUUGACAACAUAACAGAUUUUACUCUGAUCAUAAAUUUCCAUAUAAUAACAUAAUAAAUAGAAAUGACCAGAUUCAUUAAUCAAAUGACCAGUGUCCAGGUUAUCUGAAGACCGGUAUUCCACGUCGCUACAGCAUUCUCCAUGGGAUUAAUUCACAGCGUUGUUUGUGGACAUGGCUAGGACGUUUCUGGAACGUUAGCAAAAAUUCUAAGAAAUAGAACGUUGCCAAGACGUCCUCAGAACGCGAUCACAAAGUAAUGUCACGGUGACCAAAUGAAGACGAACUGGCGACGUUGUCAGAACGUACUGUGUUUGCUGGGGGGUUUGCGUGCUGUUUUUGAUGCAGUGAAUUAUUGGCUGCUGUUAGCACGAAACCAUAGUCACGAAACGUUUAGAAUGAAAAACGUACGUGUCAGGCUGUUAAAUCACACUUUUGCUGUUUUCAUGGUUUUCCUGUUUAACUUAUGGCAUGUUCAUAAUUUUGCAUAUUGCUGUGCAGUUCAUUGUUAAUAAGAUGAAUAAAUUGUGAAUAAAUAUCAUUGUUUA
Triplophysa rosa is the source of this 2262-nucleotide messenger RNA. It is a transcript of the gene tnfsf14b, whose product is annotated as tumor necrosis factor ligand superfamily member 6. Gene Ontology annotation, biological process: immune response. The record is from RefSeq and is a predicted model, not a curated record. Gene Ontology annotation, cellular component: membrane. Gene Ontology annotation, molecular function: tumor necrosis factor receptor binding. The transcript has 7 exons. Bases 179 to 907 code for a protein of 242 amino acids. Lineage: Eukaryota; Metazoa; Chordata; Actinopteri; Cypriniformes; Nemacheilidae.